GAGGCCCCCGCGGCCGCAGCCGCUGCCCGGGCCGGGCGCCCGCGGCACCAUGAGCCCCCGCUCGUGCCUGCGGUCGCUGCGCCUCCUGGUCUUCGCCGUCUUCUCGGCCGCCGCGAGCAACUGGCUGUACCUGGCCAAGCUGUCCUCGGUGGGGAGCAUCUCGGAGGAGGAGACGUGCGAGAAGCUCAAGGGCCUGAUCCAGAGGCAGGUGCAGAUGUGUAAGCGGAACCUGGAGGUGAUGGACUCGGUGCGCCGGGGCGCCCAGCUGGCCAUCGAGGAGUGCCAGUACCAGUUCCGGAACCGGCGCUGGAACUGCUCCACGCUCGACUCCCUGCCCGUCUUCGGCAAGGUGGUGACGCAAGGGACUCGGGAGGCGGCCUUCGUGUACGCCAUCUCUUCAGCAGGUGUGGCCUUCGCCGUGACGCGGGCGUGCAGCAGCGGGGAGCUGGAGAAGUGCGGCUGUGACCGGACGGUGCACGGGGUCAGCCCGCAGGGCUUCCAGUGGUCGGGGUGCUCGGACAACAUCGCCUACGGCGUGGCCUUCUCCCAGUCCUUCGUGGACGUGCGCGAGAGAAGCAAGGGGGCCUCGUCCAGCCGCGCCCUCAUGAACCUCCACAACAACGAGGCCGGCAGGAAGGCUAUCCUGACACACAUGCGGGUGGAGUGCAAGUGCCACGGGGUGUCGGGCUCCUGUGAGGUAAAGACGUGCUGGCGAGCCGUGCCGCCCUUCCGCCAGGUGGGCCACGCACUGAAGGAGAAGUUCGAUGGCGCCACCGAGGUGGAGCCGCGCCGUGUGGGCUCCUCCAGGGCACUGGUGCCACGCAACGCACAGUUCAAGCCGCACACGGACGAGGACCUGGUGUAUUUGGAGCCCAGCCCGGACUUCUGCGAGCAGGACAUGCGCAGCGGCGUGCUGGGCACGCGGGGCCGCACGUGCAACAAGACGUCCAAGGCCAUCGACGGCUGUGAGCUGCUGUGCUGUGGCCGCGGCUUCCACACGGCGCAGGUGGAGCUGGCCGAGCGCUGCAGCUGCAAGUUCCACUGGUGCUGCUUCGUCAAGUGCAGGCAGUGCCAGCGGCUGGUGGAGCUGCACACGUGCCGGUGACUGCGGCAGCCACGCCACCAACCACCCCGUGGCCCGGGGAGGGCCGGUAAUUUAAACAGUCCCCCCGCACCUACCCUGAAAGAUACUGGUUGUAUUUUUUGUUUUGGUUUGGUUUUUGGGUCCUCAUGUUAUUUAUUGCUGAAACCAGGCAGGUGGCCCCAAGGGCACCAGCAGGGCCUCCCUGAAGCCUGGGCCUUUGUGGCUGCCACUGACCAAAGGGACCUUGCCUGUGCCUCUGGUUGUCCACAUGUGGCCACUGCUGACCACUCGGUUGUUACCUGUAUCUGUUUUUCUACUCGCAGACUUAAGCUGGGUAACAAGGAGUGUUCGCCACAUGCCUACUGACCCUGCCAUCUAGGGAAGGAGGUGGCCCUAUGGCCAGGGGAAAUCGGUGCCAUCUUGAUGGAAGUUGCACCCCUACACAUACACACCUGACCCCUGGCAGCUUCGGCCUUGUAGCCUUGUCUCUCAAGCCCCCUGGAAAGGGAGUGCGCAGAUACCAGCCCAAGGGCAGAGGGUUCGCUUCGGCCCUCCAUGAGCAGCUGGAGGUUCAGUCUCUGUGGAACCUUCCAGGCAGGAAGAGCAGAGGAGACAAGGGCAAGAGAAGGCUCCAGGCCCACCCCGGAGCCCAGCCCACCCAGCCUCCCCAUCACAGAGGGGAAGCCGCCACUCCCCGGGCCCUCCCAGGCAGAAGCACCAGCUGUCAUCCUGGAUCAGAGGUCCCAGCCGGGCCUUUGCAGGGACACCUCUAUGCCUGUCUCCUCAUGGUGCUGCUCCUCUGUGAGAUAAAGAAUGGAAUCACACCCAUAGAGGAACCGGCCAGUGAAAAGCCCUUUCCCACCCAUUACUUCACACACUGAACCAAAUUUACUGAGCAAAUACUAUGUUCUAGGGCCUCUACUGGGGCAUCUCAGAGGAUGAUCACAACAGUCCUGGGACGUGGACAAGACAGAGAUGCUUGUGCUCACUCUACAGGAGAGGGGGCAAUGCUCAGCCGGGUCCCAGAGCACACUGGCUGCAGAGGCACAGCCAGGGGAGCCCUGCAGCCAAGGCUCCUCCUGGGCACCUUACCCAAAGGCCUGCUUGGGUCCCAGCCUUGGGGAGGGGCACUACCUGGAGGAAGAGGGGCCAGGAAGCAACAGGAGCCAGAGACUACAGGCGAGGCCUAAAGGCCACAUGGUUCCAGGGGGCACAACAGGUUCUACGGGAAGCAGUGGACAGCUAGAGGGCUGAUGAAGUGAGGGGGUCAGCAGCUGAGGCACCCCUGCCGCCAGGGACCCUGGGCACAGAGGAAGAGUCUCCCAGAUAAAGCAGUGGCAGCCUGGGCCCAGCCCUAUGCCCAGCAAACCGGUAGGAGCACAAGGCCAACCUGUGUGAGUAGGACAUGCACACAGCAAGGUUCGGCCUGACCCCGCUGCUGCUUCUCAGGAGGGCUCCCAACCUCCAGAGGAGCUCACCGGAGGCCCAGUCUCCAAGCUGCCCCCUUAAUGGGGCGCCAGGCUCCUGGUUUGAGAUCUUGAGUUCUUAGAUCCCCACCGGAGGUUCUCAGACCCCAAGCUCCUGGCUCCAGGGUUCCACGUCUGAAUUCAAAGUCCCAGUUUGAGAAUACAGGCUCCAGCCUGUAGAAACUCUCCUCCAGGCCUUGCGGUUUGUGCCUCCUGGUGUUGGCUCCCUCACUGAGAGGGUCAACACCCUUGGCCCCCAGCCAAGCUCUCUGCUCAAUGUCCAUCCACGAAGAAGGCCAAAACCAAGUGAGAUGCUGCAGCCACACUGGAAUGAGGGGUAAUCGUGGGGCGGGCAGGCUCUGAUGUGGAUGAAAGCUGAGCCCACUAAGUGUCCCCACAGCGGCCCAGCUGGGCUCACUGCUCCUCUGGCAGGCUCUCUUCAGCUGUCUGCUCAGUGCCAGGGAAAAUGCUAGCCCUCACUGGCAAAGGCCAGACCCAGACAAAGGAAACAGGGGAGACCCCUCCCCCUGCAGAGACAGGGCAGAGGCACUCUUCCCCAACCCCGGAUCCUGUGCCCAGAGCCAGGGGACUGCUAGGUCCAGGUUGGAUGCUGGUAUUACAGAUAGUGCCCCAGAAGAAGUGAGAGGGUCUGUGUCCGCUCACAGGCGUCACCUUUCCACCUGCCUGGAGACUCUCUCAAGGCUGACCAUUCUGGGCUUCUGAAGGGUAUGACCUGUGUAAAGGAGACUAGAUUCUAGGAACCUCUGCCCAACCCUUCUGCUGCCACCACCAGCAACCCAAAGGCCGAAGGGACCCACAGCUGCAGGAAAACGGAGCUUCCUUGGACACACCUACAUCCAAAGUGUCCCAAAUAAAGAGGUGGAACCAGCACAUACCUGACGUAGCCCACCCACUCUAGAAGCUGGCCGGAGGAUCCAAGUCCUGCCCGAAACCCUCUCCACUAGUCUCCACAAGACAAAGGUGAUGUCCUCUGAGGCCUAGGGCUGGAUAAGCCCCAGCUCGGGAUGCUGCUACUUCCUUUGCUGCCCUACCCCAUCCUCUAAUUUUUAUACUAGGCCCCUUGCCAUUGUGACAUCCCCAUGAAAUAGUCUGAUGCACGAUAAAAUGAUUAUUUCUUUAU
Messenger RNA from Canis lupus familiaris (dog), 3691 nucleotides. It is a transcript of the gene WNT4, whose product is annotated as Wnt family member 4. The transcript is spliced from 5 exons. Gene Ontology annotation, cellular component: extracellular region. Gene Ontology annotation, molecular function: frizzled binding; cytokine activity. The coding region runs from base 50 to 1105 and encodes 351 amino acids. The record is from RefSeq and is a predicted model, not a curated record. NCBI's taxonomy places the organism in Eukaryota, Metazoa, Chordata, Mammalia, Carnivora, Canidae. Gene Ontology annotation, biological process: neuron differentiation; cell fate commitment; multicellular organism development.